Molecule: messenger RNA, 1823 nt
Organism: Cucumis sativus (cucumber)
Lineage: Eukaryota; Viridiplantae; Streptophyta; Magnoliopsida; Cucurbitales; Cucurbitaceae
Product: WD repeat-containing protein RUP2
Biological process (GO): response to UV-B
Molecular function (GO): protein binding
Source: RefSeq, a predicted model, not a curated record
CAGUGGAUGUUUAAAAUAUGCAUGAGUCAGAAAUGUUGUAUUUUCAGAUAAUGGCAGUAAAUUCGGUGGAGGACAUGAUAAGAAAAAAAGAAAAAGAAAAGAGGAACACAAAAAAGAGUAGUUGUUUAAACUGGAAGAUUAAAGUAAAGGGAAUGUGAUAAAAGUAGUAUGGUGAAAUUAAAGCAGCUGCUGCUGCUAAAACCAGAACAAGUAUGAGGAUGCUAUUUAUCCACAUCACACAAAUUUUCAAUAAGAGAAAAGGAAAAAAAAAAAGAAAAGAAAAGGGUAGUUGAAUGGAGGGCGUAGAUUGGUUCCAAUUCCCGAAAACCCCCAACUGUCGUCGUUACAAUUUCCUUUUUCCCUUCCACUCCUUAUGAAUGGGAAAUGAGAAGCAGCCUCUCCUCUCCCAGUUCCCCAACCCCACAAAUCCAAAACUCAGAAAAACUCACACAACAAUCCCCAACCCCCCUUCGAUGCGAAUGGGAUUUCACCCUCGCCUCCGUCGUCUCCUCCCCCACCAAUUGCGCCGCUUCUGACACACUCGGCGUUGUCGAAUUCGACCCUUCCGAUUCCCUCAUCGCCACCGCCGGAAUCGCUAGAAAAAUCCGUGGCUACCGUCUUCAUAAUCUCCUACCCCAAGACAUUGAUCAUAACGCUACUAUUACUCAAUUGGACCACACCCGUGCUUCUGAUUUCUGCAUCUGUACUCCCGCUAAACUCAGUAGCCUCCGUUGGAAACCCAAUGCUAACGGUCGAAUCUUAGGCUCCGGCGAUUACGAUGGGGUUGUCAUGGAGUACGAUCUGGAAAUGAAGGUACCGAUUUUCGAACGAGAUGAACAUGGGGGCCGACGUGUCUGGAGUGUGGAUUACUCAACAGUAGAGCCCGUAGUGGGAGCGUCCGGGUCAGACGAUGGAACAGUGCAAGUAUGGGAUACGCGAUGUGAGAGUGGGGAGUGCGUGGCGGUGGUGCAGCCGAGCGUGGUACGGAGUGCGGUUUGUUGCGUGGAAUUCAACCCGUUCGGAGGGGGGUUAGUGGCGGUUGGAUGCGCGGACAGGAAAGCAUAUGGGUACGACAGACGGAAAAUGAGGGAACCGGUAGUGGUAUUCGAAGGGCAUGGGAAAACGGUGACGUAUGUGAAAUUCGUGGACGGAGGGACGGUGGUGUCGGCGAGUACAGACGGGAGUUUAAAGAUGUGGAAGACGGAGGAGGGAGGGGGUGCAAGGGUGGUACGCACGUACGAGGGGCACGUGAAUGGGAGGAGCUUUGUGGGGUUAUCAGUGUGGAGAGGGGGCUUAAUCGGGUGUGGAUCGGAGGACAAGAGAGUGUUUGUGUACGAUAAGAGAUGGGGAGAGCCAAUAUGGGUAAAGGAAUUUGAUGGGGGAGUGGGGGUGGGGGUCGGGGUGGGGAUGGGGUCGGGUUAUGGGUUGGUCAGUAGUGUGUGUUGGAGGCAAGUGGGAGAGCAAGAAUGCACCUUGGUGGCUGGCGGGUCGGAUGGCGUUUUGCAAGUUUUUGUUGGACACAAGAAAAGGUCCUUUUGAUUCAAUCUCAUUCCAAACCCUUUUUAACACUACCACUACUACUACCACUACUACUACCACUACCAUCCACCCAUUAUCAUUUAUUUAAUACUUCUACUUCUAGGGAUUUUUUUAACCGCCUUUAUUUACUAUUAUAAUAUAUACUUGCAUACUCACUUUAGUUACUUCUAUUUUAUUUGCCUCACAUUCAUAUUUCAUAUUAUUUUUUAACCUCGUAGAUAGCUAAAGAUGUUCAAUUUCCAACUCAAGCUUGGACACAUAUUAUAACAUGCUUCUGUCUGCUA